Sphaerulina musiva SO2202 is the source of this 2403-nucleotide messenger RNA. Its product is annotated as metalloprotease. The record is from RefSeq and is a predicted model, not a curated record. Gene Ontology annotation, cellular component: mitochondrial intermembrane space. The coding region runs from base 1 to 2403 and encodes 800 amino acids. The transcript is spliced from 3 exons. Gene Ontology annotation, molecular function: metalloendopeptidase activity. NCBI's taxonomy places the organism in Eukaryota, Fungi, Ascomycota, Dothideomycetes, Mycosphaerellales, Mycosphaerellaceae. Gene Ontology annotation, biological process: peptide metabolic process; proteolysis.
AUGGCUCUGAAUUCCCACUAUAUCAAUCAGCUGGGCUCGUCUUGGGCGAAGUCUAGGAUCACACUUCUCUUGCUGUCCAUCUUGGCACAACUUGGCCAUGCGCAAACAGCCCCGGAUAGUGGCCAUUUGAGCUCCAACAUCCCACGUCCCCCACAGGCGCCAUAUGUGUUCAACGACUCGGCCGAUUCCAUCAAUCAGACCAUAUCUAAGAACAUUGCGCUCCAGAAGGCUAUGGUGCAGAGUAUCCUGGACAAUGUGAGCCCGGACAACGCCACGUUCGAUAAUACCAUUCUCCCAUAUCUUCGAUACGAGAACGAGGAUGGUGUUGGAAGUCUGCCUUUGGGCACUUAUAGCCUAGGCACCAAACCCGAAGUGAACGAAGCCAUAGGCACCGCACUAGGAAAUGCUCGGGAUGUGGACGACCAAGUUCGCAACAACGAGGACUUAUUCCGAUUGAUAGACAGCGUAUAUCAGAAAUACGCCAACGACUCCUCACUCAACGAAGAAGAGCAAAUCGCCCUCAAAAGCGCAUGGUUCCAAUUCGCGCAAUCCGGUCUGAACGUCACAGCUGGCGAACAACGCGACCGUUUCUUCCAACUCGACGAGCGUUUGUCAAACAUUACCGACGAAUUCAGCUCCAAUCUGGCCAAGGAUGUGGCUGAUGUCUACUUCACACCCGAAGAGCUCGAAGGCGUGCCCAUGGAAAUCCUGCAGACUUAUGAGAACAUCACGACGGGUGAGAAUGCCGGGAAGCUGAAAGUGGACGUUGGUCUUCGUUCUCGCUACCCUACUAUUAUGAAUAAUGCGAUCAAUGAGACUACGAGGUAUACUACAUUCUUGACGGCGCAACGCAAGUCUCCGGAGAAUGUUCCUCUGGUGCAGGAAGCUGUUGAUGUGCGGUUGCAAUAUGCGCAGGUUUUGGGUUAUCCUAGUUAUGCUGCUUACGCGCUUGAUGGAUCGAUGGCGGAGACAGUAGAAGUGGUGAAUGAGUUUUUGGCAGAUAUUGGCUCCAGGGUUGCGCCUUUGGGCCAACGGGAGCUGGAAACUCUCAAUGAGCUCAAGUCGAAAGACGAGAAGCUGGUGAGUCCGGUGGGUGAUGGAGGUAUAGCCUAUUGGUGGGACAAAUUGUACUACGGAGAAGUCGAACGCAAAACCAAUUACGAUGUGGACGAAAACCAAGUUACUGCGUACUUUCCCGCAAAUACCACUGUUCCGGCCAUACUGGAAUUCUAUGGCGAAAUCUUCGGUUUGAAAUUCUACAAAAUCGAGGGCGAGGAUGCUGAUGAGUUAUCCCCAUCCGGCAAGGGUAGCGAUCUCGUAUGGCAUCCCGAUGUCAUGAUGUACGCCGUAUGGGACAAUCAGGAGUACAUGGAAAAGUACCAAGUGACCGACACUGGAUUCCGCGGCUAUCUCUACCUCGACCUCUUCUACCGCGAAGGCGUCAAGAGCGGUGGAGGGGGAUACAUGCAGCCCAUCCAGUACGGCUUCCAAAAAGAAGACGGCUCCUACUUCGCCUCCUCCUGUUCAGUGAUUCUCAAUUUCCAAAAAUCCAACGAUACCAUCAAACCCUCCCUAUUCAAACACGCCGACGUCAGCAGCGUCAUGCACGAACUCGGCCACACCAUGCACAAUUUCCUCAGCCAGACGACCUUCAGCCGUACCCACGGCACCGCAGGCGUCCCCUCAGAUUUCCUCGAAUUCCCAUCUCAACUAAUGGCAAACUGGGCCCGCGUCCCUCAAACUCUCCAACGCAUCAGUAAACACUGGUCCUCCUUUUCCUCCGAAGCCGCUUCCGCUUGGAGAAGCGAACAGCAACUCGAUCCAACUUCUGCUUUACCCCCAGCUACCAUGUCUGACGAUUUGAUUGCCAAAGUUAUCAAUUCCACUCAACUUCUCGGCGGUUUGGAUACUCUUCGUCAGAUUUGGUUCGCUUUGUACGAUCAAAAUCUCUCCCAACUCACUUCUUCUGACGAAGCGAAAUCUCUCGAUGUUACGAUUUUGUACAAUACUCUCGGUCGCAAUGUUACUAUGAUUCCCGACCCUUCCGAUCUUCCCAGUACUAGUCCUCAAAGCGACAACGAUAACAACAACAACAACAACAACAACAACAACAACAACAACGACCCCAACAAAUGGGGCCACGGAGAAUCCACAUUCUCCAACAUCCAAGACCGGUAUGCGGGUACAUAUUACGCCUAUCAAUGGUGUUUGGUGUAUGCAGAGGAUGUAUUUUAUUCGGCCUUUGUGGAUGAUCCGUUUAGUAGCGAGGUGGGAAUGCGCUUUCGGACGCAGGUGUUGCAGCCUGGAGGCGCGAGGGAUUUGAAGAGGAUUUUGGAAGAGUUUUUGGGGAGGGAGGGGUUGGAUUUGAGGGGUUAUGAGAGGUAUUUGGGGAUUGGGAGUUGA